AUGUCCUGUGGCCUGACAUUGAAGGUCUCAGAUCUUUUACAGCAACUACUUCAACAGUCAACUGAAAAGAUGAAGUUAGUGGGAGGAUCAGUCCAGGCACUAGGUGACACUACACUUGAGGAGGCAGUGGAAUAUUUUUCUUCUCUCUAUAAACUGCUAAAUAAGAAGCUGCAGACGAAGCAGACGGCAGAGAAGAGGCUUUUUCAAGUGAUCGCACAAGUAGAAAGGGCAGCCAUGAGGAAGUUCAACUCAGAAGAUUCAACUCUGCAUAGUGAGGAUAGUGGUAUCGGAGGAGAAAAUGAGAGUCUGACGGGUUCUGAAAGGCAUCGCCGGCAUCGUGGAAGUGCUGGAUCUGACAGUUGGGGGUCUGGAGCCAACAUUCGGAGUGCAUUUGAUAGUCUUCCCAGUAAUUCAACCAACCUUGGAGACCAUAAUGAAGAUGAGGAUGAGGAUGAGGAUGAUUAUGAUGACGAUGAUAAAGAGAAUGAAGAGGAGGAAAGUGAUACACGAGGAAGGAAGAGGUCGAACUCUUCCCCACCUGAUCCCAGUCAGGCCAUUCAUUAUAUGUUCACAAAUUACAAUCGAGAUCAGCAGGCAACAGUCAAACAACCGCUAAUUGAUCCUGUUAUUGCAAAGCCUGAACACCUUUCAUUAACUACGUGUGGAAUGACAGAAUUACAAAACAGCCAGUGGGUCUUGGAUGAUAGAAUAAAGAUGAUGGCUGAAAUACAAGGAAACAAGGAAUUACCAAGACCUCAUUGCAAGCUGGAUAGAGCUGAAGUAAGACGGCAUUCAUUAAAUGGAUUGUCAGGUUCACACAAAGGUGUUGUGAGACCAAAUAAGACAAAUUGUUCCGUAACAAUCUUAGCAAACCAACCACCAAAACGCCACUCUGUCAGAAGGUUAAUUCAUACCUUUAGCAAAGUAGCUGAUGGGAGACCUGAGCAGAGUCUCACUAAUAUUCCACCUCAUAACAGGAUGCCCAGGAAAAGUGGCUUACUUCAGUUAUCUGACGCAGUAAAUGACAAGGAAAGUUCAGUCAACAGUGGCAACAACAACAACAGCUGGCCUGAUAGCAAGGACGAGCUGGAUAUGGACAACCUACCACCACCCCCCCCAGAAGUUCUGAUGGACAAUUCCUUUCAGAGUACUCAGGUCCUAGCAGGAACUGAAGUGGGUUUGCAGAAACCUUUUAGUUGUCAAGUGAUAAACCCCAAGAUUGGAAUCUUCCAUCGCCUGAAGGCAUCUAUCCACAAUGUAGAAGUGUUACCAAAUCGAGUAUGUAUGAGGCCAAGGUCGAUUGCUAUCUCUCCUGCCCAUCCUGUUACACAGGAUGGUGUUACGGGCACUCAGGAUGCAGAUCAGCUGCAAUCAGAAACAGAUCUGAACCUGGAAAUUAAGAAGGCUAAUAAUCUCUAUCAAAAGGCAUGUAAGAUUAUUCACCUGCGUGAUGCAGCAGAAUCUUCUGAUAAGAGAAAUAUUGUUGAACCAGGCAUCAGAGCAACUUCUCCUCUUCAACUCACCAUAGAUCGGAAAUAUAACAGCAAUGAAUUUUAUGAGGGUGAAUUAUCCUCUUGCA
This is a messenger RNA of Neolamprologus brichardi, 1579 nucleotides long. The record is from RefSeq and is a predicted model, not a curated record. Lineage: Eukaryota; Metazoa; Chordata; Actinopteri; Cichliformes; Cichlidae.